AUGGGAAUAAACUCUAAAGAAUUAGACCAAGAGAAUGAAGAUUACUUAAAAACGUAUCAGAACACUUGCAUUGAAUUUCAAGGCGGACAAUAUAUCGCAAAAUUACCAUGGAAACGAGAACAUGAUCAACUUCCGACAAAUUUUAGUAUUGCUAAACGAAGAACUGAAUCUGUAAUCAGAAGGCUAGACAGGGAACCAGGUAUGUUGAAAACGUAUGACGAUAUUAUAAAGAACCAAGAGCUUAAAGGUUUCAUUGAAAAAAUAGAUGAUGAAGAAUGUAACGACAAGACAGUGCAUUAUAUACCGCACCACCCAGGUAGGAAAGAUUCGUUGACCACACCAAUUCGCAUUGUUUACGAUUGUAGUUGUAGACAAUCUGAUCAGUACCCGACCUUGAACGACUGUCUAAUGAAUACACCACUCGUUAUUAAUGACUUGACAAAACUAUUAUUGCGUUUUCGAUUAAACGCCAUCGCAAUUUCAACUGAUAUCGAAAAGGCAUUCUUACACGUAGGUUUACACGAACAUGACAGAGAUGCGACAAGAUUUUUGUGGAUGUCUGAUGCAGAAAACAUAAAUAGUAAAUUGGUGACAUAUCGUUUUAAGUCUGUUCUUUUUGGCGCUACAUGCUCCCCUUUUAUUCUGAGCGCAACACUACUCAAACAUGUGCAGACUCAAGGAAAGAAUAGUGACACAGAUAAAAUGAUUGAACAAGACAUUUAUGUUGAUAAUAUUAUAUCGAGCGUAAGUAACGAGAACAAAGCCGUACAGUAUCACAAAGAAGCCAGAGAAUUAAUGACAAAAGGUGGGUUUAAUCUCCGAUCGUGGACAUCGAACAGUCAGUUUUUACGGACAAAAGUAUGCGCUGAUAAAAUACUUGACAAGGACACCAAACAGAAAGUACUAGGAAUGCGUUGGGAUGUACAAAAAGACGAACUUUAUUUCGCACAACCUGAAAUUCACUUAACAGCGGAAACAGAUAUCACUAAACGAGAGAUAUUGAAGCAAUCAUCGAAAAUAUAUGACCCAUUAGGCCUCUUGAGUCCAAUCACAAUCAGAGCAAAAUUAUUUCUCCAAGAACUUUGGCGCGAAAACUACGAAUGGGAUGAGAUUUUACCUACAAAGUUAUGUGAAACAUGGAUUGACAUUGCAACAAACAUUCAAAAGAGUAUCAAGACUGCUUUUCCGAGACGUUAUUUUACCGGUACACAAUACGAAACCACAUCGUUAACAUUACACGUAUUUUAUGAUGCCAGCUUGAAAGCUUACGGCUCCGUAGCCUAUCUUUGCAACGGGAACGAAUCAAAAUUGAUUAUGGCGAAAACAAGAGUAGCUCCGGUUAAAAGUUUAACACUACCGCAGUUAGAGUUAAUGGCAGCUGUAAAUGGCGCGAGACUUACACAACACAUUUUAUCCACGUUUACCAACAUUAGCAACGUAGAAUUAUGGUCUGACAGUCAAAUAGUAUUGCAUUGGCUGAUGUCAAAGAAACCACUAAAACGAUUCAUUGCAAACAGAGUAACUGAAAUUAACGAGUAA
Messenger RNA from Mytilus trossulus (common blue mussel), 1539 nucleotides. RefSeq lists its product as uncharacterized. Lineage: Eukaryota; Metazoa; Mollusca; Bivalvia; Mytilida; Mytilidae. The record is from RefSeq and is a predicted model, not a curated record. The transcript has a single exon. Bases 1 to 1539 code for a protein of 512 amino acids.